AUGUCACUCCAUACCUCCUAUCACGCAGACUCUGAUGCAGAUGACGAGUACGAGCGCAGCGUUAUCACGUCACCGCACUUAGCGACAGAUUCAGAAGGCUCAGAGCCCGACUCAGCGUUUCCCUCAGCGGAACCUACACCAACAUUUGCGAAUAAAGACGAAAACCCGAAAUCCCCGAGGACAAUAAUCACCGAAUGGACUGCCGAAGAAUGCGCGGCUUAUGUUGCAGCCCUGGGCCUCCGCCAAUACUGCCAAGCGUUCAUAGAGAACGGCAUCGUUGGAGAUGCACUAAUUGCAUUAAGACACGAUGAGCUGAAGGAAAUGGGAAUUGCUAGUGUGGGACAUCGAUUGACCAUACUCAAGAGCGUCUACGAAACAAAAGUGAAGCAUGAUAUCCCACUUGAUGCCGACCACUACAUUCCUCUGUCUGCGGAUCAAAGUAUGAAUGAGAGCGCAUCGCAGGAAGACAUUGCUCGACUCAUCCAGUCCGUCCGACUCCGAGACGAGCGAAUAUUUACCGUCGAGACCGAGCUACGGCGUGUACUCGAAGACUACCGACGACUGAGGGAGGAGCUUUUACCUGUCUUCAAAAUGGCAAAGGAUAAAUCUCAGCCUCUACCGCCGCCGACCGCCGUGCCGAUCUCAGAUAACUAUCAUGACUCUUCACUCUCAGCACAAACGCUCACAGGGCAACCUUCUGGAAUUACCAUCCUAGACCGCUCCGGAUCGAUCAUGUCUCGAACUUUCUCCAAAAGAGUCCACGGGGGUACCACUCCCAAAAACAGCUCUCCAACCCAUAUCCCGUCCUCAAUCCACGAGAGUCGGACGUACAACGACGGUGCCAAUCUUGACCCAUCUGCAGCCGCCAUGGCUGCAUCGUCACAUCUCAGUACUAUGAAUGGAAAAUCACAACUCUCACCAAACCUACCCUCUCCGACAUCUCCUAGCAACCACUACGGCGCCCCGCAAACCUUGGCCUCCCGUGCAUAUUCGCAACCCGGAUCGGCUCGUGGCUUCCAUGAUCACCACAACGACAAUGCACAAUCCCAAUCUCGGCAAGACCGCCUGAAUCCGCCACCAUCCUCAGCAACGCGUUCGGAGAUUCCGUCACGAUCCGAUUCCAGGGCAGGGGGCGGAGGCGGAGGCGAGACUCCAAGCGUGGAAAUCUUCAAGUCCUUCCGUGUCUCUGUCGAUGAUCCGUGCUACAAAGUCCUCCCAGCAGCUCUCAAGAAGUAUAACAUCAAUGGCGAUUGGAAACAAUAUGCGCUUUACAUCGUGUACGGCGAUCAGGAGCGUUGUCUCACGCUAGAAGAACGGCCUCUUAUUCUCUUCAAGCAACUGGAGAAGGAAGGACGGAAACCGAUGUUUAUGCUGCGAAAACAACAACAGGCGCCGGACAACAAUACUCCCAGUCCUUAUCCGCCAAGUGGGGGAUCGGGGCCGAAUAGUGCCAACUUUGACACACGACAGGCGCAGAUCAACCUCCCCGGCGGGGUACUGUAA
Molecule: messenger RNA, 1503 nt
Organism: Aspergillus puulaauensis
Lineage: Eukaryota; Fungi; Ascomycota; Eurotiomycetes; Eurotiales; Aspergillaceae
Gene: STE50
Product: adaptor protein STE50
Exons: 3
Coding region: 1-1503 (500 amino acids)
Biological process (GO): signal transduction
Molecular function (GO): protein binding
Source: RefSeq, a predicted model, not a curated record